CCCCUCCCGCCGGGCCGCGUCACGUGCGGCCUGCGGACUAUAAAACACUAGGGCGGCGGUGGGGGGAGGGGCAGGCGCUAGGCGGAGCGCGCGGGACUCACGCGGAGCCGGGAGCGAGAUGAGCACUGAAGCAGAGCAACAGCUUCUUCAUGAUGCCAGAAAUGGAAACUCUGAAGAAGUUAGACAGUUGCUGGAAAACAUGGAUAAAGGAAUAAUACCUCUUAACAUCAACUGUAAAGGCAGGAGUAAAUCUAAUUUGGGUUGGACCCCUCUUCAUCUUGCAUGCUAUUUUGGACAUGCGAAUGUGGUUGAGGAUUUGCUGAAGGCUGGUGCAGAUCUAAAUGUGCUAAACAACAUGGGUGACACUCCUCUACAUCGUGCAGCUUUCACUGGACGCAAGGAGGUGGUGAUGCUACUGUUGCAAUAUAAUGCAGAUACUUCUAUUGUUAAUGGGAGUGGACAGACUGCAAAAGAUGUCACACAUAAUAAGGAGAUAAGAAAUAUGCUGGAAGCAGUGGAGAGGACACAAGAAAGGAAACUGGAAGAGGAGCUUUUAGGAGCAGCAAGGGAAGGAGAGACUGGAAAACUCACAGCACUGUUAAACAAGCCAAAGCCUCCUGACAUUAACUGUACUGAUCAGAUGGGCAAUACACCAUUACACUGUGCAGCAUACCGUGCCCAGAAGCAGUGUGCCUUAAAACUUCUAAAAAAUGGUGCAGACCCAAAAAUAAGAAACAAAAAUGACCAGACACCUUUUGAUCUAGCCCAGGGUGCAGAAAUGAAGCAGAUUCUCAGAGGUAACCUUGGAAAGGUGAUCAACAAACCCCUGAAACGUUAUGACGGUCUCUUAUGGAAGAGUUCAAGGUUUUUUGGCUGGAAACUUUAUUGGGUAGUACUAGAACAUGGAGUCCUUUCCUGGUAUCGGAAACAGGCUGAUGCAUUAAAUGCUCGUCGUCAAGGAUGUAAGCAUCUAACACAAGCUAUCUGCACGGUAAAAUCUACAGACAGCUGCUUCUUCUCUGUCAGAUGUUUUGAUGACACUGUUCACAGUUUUAAAGUUCCUAAAAACAAUUCUCCUCAAACUAGAGAGAACUGGUUGGAAGCUAUAGAAGAUCACUCUGCUUACAGCACUCAUUACUGCACGCAGGAGCAACUGAGUAGUGAUGAGGAGGAAUAUGAUACUGUAUCUGUUGCAGAAUUGGAAGAAACUCUCAAAAAAGCACAAACAUGCCAACAAAGACUAAAUAAGGAGAUUACCGACUUCCUCUCAAUGGCUAAAUCACUGGAUACUGCACGAGGAAUGGCUCCUUCACUGCUGCAGAAAGUUGAAGUGGUCUCUGAAGUAUCAAGAGAAACAUAUGAAGCCUUGGGCAACUGCCUUAAGCUCUUCAUGAAGCAGGAAGGGGUGAGGAAUUUGAAACUGGAGCAUGAGCAGGAGAAAAACAAGAUCUUGUCAGAAGCACUAGAGACACUAGCCACCGAACACCAUGAAUUAGAACAGUCUCUAGUUAAAGGAUCUCCACCGCUGAGCAUCCUUAGUGAGGAUCAAUUCUAUGAUGCUGUUUCAGAUUCAGAAUCUGAAAAAUCAUUAAGUGGAUUUGAAACAGGAACAGCAUACUCAUUAGAGGACAGCAUGGAUUCGAACAAUACAAUAACUUCCAAUGUGUCUGAAGAAAAAGUUGGUGGAGAGUGUCUCUCUAAUGGCAUCAAAAAACACAGAACAAGUUUGCCUUCUCCAAUGUUUUCCAGGAACGACUUCAGUAUUUGGAGUAUCUUGAGGAAGUGUAUUGGAAUGGAGCUGUCAAAAAUCACAAUGCCAGUUAUUUUCAAUGAACCACUGAGCUUUCUACAGCGACUUACAGAAUACAUGGAACAUACGUACCUCAUCCACAAGGCCAGUUUGCUUUCCAGCACAGUUGAGAGGAUGCAGUGUGUAGCUGCAUUUGCUGUGUCUGCGGUUGCUUCACAAUGGGAACGGACAGGGAAACCAUUCAACCCACUACUUGGAGAAACAUAUGAAUUAGUCAGAGAUGAUCUUGGAUUUAGACUUCUCUCAGAACAAGUUAGUCAUCACCCACCGGUCAGUGCUUUCUGUGCUGAAGGACUGAAUAAUGAUUUUGUGUUUCAUGGCUCAAUUUAUCCUAAACUCAAGUUCUGGGGCAAGAGCGUGGAAGCAGAACCUAAAGGGAUUAUGACUCUGGAAUUACUUGAACACAAUGAAGCCUACACGUGGACAAAUCCUACUUGCUGUGUGCAUAAUAUUAUCGUGGGUAAACUUUGGAUUGAACAAUAUGGAACUGUAGAAAUAACUAAUCACAAAACUGGUGAGAAAUGUAUAUUAAACUUCAAGCCAUGUGGCCUUUUUGGGAAGGAGUUGCACAAAGUUGAAGGCUAUAUUCAAGACAAAAGCAAGAAGAAACUUUGUGCACUCUAUGGGAAGUGGACUGAAUGCUUGUAUGGUGUUGACCCAGCUACAUUUGAAGCUUACAAAAAAAAUGACAAGAAAAAUACAGACGAGAAGAAAAACAGUAAACAGAUGGGUAAUUCAGAUGAACCAGAUGAGAUACCUCUGCCAGAUUCUGAAAGUGUGCACGUUAUUCCUGGAAGUAUUUUAUUGUGGAGGAUAGCACCACGACCUCCAAAUUCAGCACAGAUGUACAAUUUCACUAGCUUUGCUAUGGCUUUGAAUGAAUUGGACAAAGAAAUGGAAAGUGUUAUUCCUAAAACUGACUGCAGGUUACGACCAGAUAUAAAAGCCAUGGAGAAUGGUGAAAUAGAUUUAGCCAGUGAAGAAAAGAAACGGCUAGAAGAGAAACAAAGGGCUGCUCGCAAAAACCGUUCCAAGACUGAGGAAGACUGGAAAACAAGAUGGUUCCAUCAAGGUCCUAACCCCUACACCGGAGCGCAGGACUGGCUGUAUUCUGGCAACUACUGGGACAGAAACUACUUCAAUUUACCUGAUAUUUACUAAAAUGCAGUAAGGAACCCAGGGAUAAUGCAAAUAAGUCUUAAUCUGUUUUUAAUGUUCUUUUUGUUUCUACUCAUCUCCUGGAAAAACUGACAAGUUAUUAAACCGAAUAUUAAGCCUCUCCAGCAGUGAAUAUGGUGGUACGGGACCUGAAAGCCCUCAAACAUGCUUGCUUUGGGUUCUGAAAUACUUGAGGGUGGGUCUUGAAUGGGGGGGAAAAAUGAUUCAAUUGUUGUCAUAGUUUAGUGCUAUCAUAUUUGCUGAAUACACCUAUAUUAGGUCUUGGUGUAUAGGAAAUAGAACAUCAUCAGAUGUUCUGUGAAUCCUUUCUUUUAACCAUUACAUUGGCACAACUGAAACCUUUUGAGAUGACAUGGACAGACAUGACAUUAUUGCAACAUGAAUGUUUAGGAGCACCUGUAUGAAUUGCAGUAAGCUGUGCUUAAAGCUAGAGAAGAGCACUUUUUUUUUCUUUUUGUAAAGACCUCCUUAACUUUCAUACAGUGGAUUUCUUUAUUAAGAUAGCUCCCUAGAAUUCUGGUCAGUGAUUCUAGAAAAAUGACUGUCCCCAGAAUGUUGAAGAAGUCAGCUCAGCCGGUAACAUUACUCCAAAGUGUUUAUUCCAUGUUUAGUGCAGUGCGUUUUGAAUUUGCCCUCUUGUUUUGUUGCACACUUCAUUUUGCUGAAGGAAUUAAGAGCCAUUUUGAUAUUUGCAAGUCUUGAUUUUGAACUGCACACUAGUAACAGGUUUUUAAAAAAUCUGUUUUAUGCACUAGAAAUUGUGGGGUGCUUGGCACCAUUGCAGAAUGGCAAAAACCUUUCUAAAAACAAAAAAUCAGGACCCAGUAGAACAUUACUACUGGAGGAAACAUGCAAUUGCGUGUACUAUACAAACAGCUCCUUCGGGGGAGGUCUUGUGCAUGUCUGUCAGUAAGGCACCUGCAUGGAGACUACUGUACACAGCAGCUUUACCCCUUUACUUGGGGUGCAUUAUGUUGAGGAAAUACAUUUAUAUAGAACCAGGGUACAGAGCUUCCAGAGGGCUAGCUGCUCUUUGUAUAAUAUUUUAACUGCUGUCUGGAGGUUAGUGUUAAUACAAAUAAUUUAAUUGCUACUGAAUAAAGGCUUUAAAAUGU
Gavialis gangeticus (Gharial) is the source of this 4104-nucleotide messenger RNA. It is a transcript of the gene OSBPL1A, whose product is annotated as oxysterol binding protein like 1A. The transcript is spliced from 28 exons. The record is from RefSeq and is a predicted model, not a curated record. Gene Ontology annotation, molecular function: cholesterol binding; protein binding. Gene Ontology annotation, cellular component: intracellular membrane-bounded organelle; membrane; cytosol. Lineage: Eukaryota; Metazoa; Chordata; Crocodylia; Gavialidae. Bases 119 to 2971 code for a protein of 950 amino acids.